This is a messenger RNA of Amphibalanus amphitrite, 3701 nucleotides long. It is a transcript of the gene Pmp70, whose product is annotated as ATP-binding cassette sub-family D member 3-like. Gene Ontology annotation, biological process: fatty acid beta-oxidation; long-chain fatty acid import into peroxisome; very long-chain fatty acid catabolic process. The record is from RefSeq and is a predicted model, not a curated record. The transcript is spliced from 13 exons. Bases 337 to 2373 code for a protein of 678 amino acids. Lineage: Eukaryota; Metazoa; Arthropoda; Thecostraca; Balanomorpha; Balanidae. Gene Ontology annotation, molecular function: ATP hydrolysis activity; long-chain fatty acid transmembrane transporter activity; ATP binding. Gene Ontology annotation, cellular component: peroxisomal membrane.
UUUAGUGCGCGAUGCAUCUAAAUCAAUUCAUUUGAAUUCGAAUUGAGAAGAGAAUUAUUUGUAGCGAUAGUUUAAUUGUAUCGUCGGUAAAUUGAAAUGGUCACAAAUUGAAGUGCUCUUUCAAAUGAUAGAUGAGCUUCAUGCAGUUCAAAUCACUAAUAUGUGCGAGGGUUUUUACCCAUUAGGUAUGGUAGGCAUCUACCAGUUGUCACGUUUCCUUCAGCUUCAUACAAGGAGAGCUCUGAGCAAUUCAAAAACACUGGAUUUGGUGACAAAAAAUUGUUGAUUCAUAAUUCAUUACAGCUUGAUUGACCAACUGGUCGGUCGCCGCUCACCAUGCCGGGAGUGUGGAGCAAGUUGACGCCCGAGGUGGUCGGCCGGAUACCACCGGCCGCCGCCAUGAACGCUCUCUCCGGCGCCGCCAUGUGCCUCUGGAUCGGACACUUCCUCAAGAGAUACGCCCAGCGACAGAAACGAAUAAAAACGUCACAAACAAUGGAUCUUGGUGUAACUGAUAAGGCGUCGUCUAAGAAGGAGCGGGCGGCGGUGGACGCGGUGUUUUUCCGCCGUCUGCGCCGCCUGCUGGGUAUCCUGAUCCCGGGUCCACUCAGCUCGCCGGUUGCCUACAUCGUGCUGGUGGCGCUCGUGCUGGUGGCCCGCACCGCCUGCGACGUGUGGCUCAUCAAAAACCACACCAUGAUCGAAACCUCUCUGAUCGGCGGCAGUCGGUCGGCGUUCCUCUCGCACGCCUGGGACUACACCCGCAUGAUGCCCGUGGUGUCGCUCAUCAACAACCUGCUCAAGUACAGCCUGAACCAGCUGCAGCUGGACCUGCGCGUGAGGCUGACGCGCCACCUCUACGACCAGUACAUGAAGGGCUACACGUUCUACCAGAUGAACAAUCUGGACAACCGGAUCCAGAACGCCGACCACCUGCUGACCAACGACGUGAACCAGUUCUGCACGGGCCUGGUGGACCUCUACUCGAACCUGUCCAAGCCGCUGCUGGACAUCGUGCUGUACGUGCAGCGGCUGUCGGCCGGCCUGGGCCGCCAGGUGCCCGGCUACAUGAUCGCCUACCUGCUCGUGUCGGGCCUGUUCCUGACCAACCUGCGCCGCCCCGUCGGCUCGAUGACGGUCAAGGAGCAGAAGCUGGAGGCCGAGUACCGGUUUGUCAACUCGCGGCUCAUCACCAACUGCGAGGAGGUGGCCUUCUACCAGGGCAGCGAGCGCGAGAAGAUCACACUCAACAGCGAGUUCCGCAAGCUCAUCGACCACAUGAAGACGCUGCUGCACUUCAAGUUUUCGGUGGGCUUCGUGGACAACAUCAUCGCCAAGUACCUGGCCACGCUGGUGGGCUGUUUCACGGUGAGCAUUCCGUUCCUGGCGGCGGCCGGGCCGAUGGCGGGCCUGCCGCCCGGUCAGCGCCAGCAGCGCUACUACGAGAACGGCCGCAUGAUGGUGCGGCUGGCGGAGAGCAUCGGCCGCCUGGUGCUGGCCGGCAGGGAGAUGACGCGCCUCUCCGGCUUCACCGUGCGCAUCUCAAAGCUGCUCGAGGUACUGAACGACCUCAACAACGGACACUACGAGAGGACCAUGCUCACGCCGCAGAGCAACGGUCUGAAGUCGUCAUCUUCGUCCAGCAGUUUGGCCCGACCCGUCAUGGCGCUGGACCCCAAGGCCGGCAAGGUGGUGCUGCAGGAUCACAUCAUCAGGUUCGAGCACGUGCCUCUGGUGACGCCCAACGGAGACGUGCUCGUGCAGGAGCUCAACUUCGAGGUGCGCUCCGGCAUGAAUGUGCUCGUCUGCGGGCCGAACGGCUGUGGCAAGAGCUCGCUGUUCCGCAUCCUUGGAGAGCUGUGGCCCGUGUUCGGCGGCACGCUCACCAAGCCGGACCGGUCUCAGCUGUUCUACAUCCCUCAGCGGCCGUACAUGACGCUGGGCACGCUGCGUGACCAGGUGAUCUACCCGGACACGGUGGCGGCGAUGCGGCGGCGCGGCCGCACCGACGAGUGGCUGCUGCAGCUGCUCGAAGAGGUCCAGCUCGGCUACAUCCACGAGCGUGAGAAUGGCUGGGACGCCGUGGCCGACUGGGGCGACGUGCUCAGCGGCGGCGAGAAGCAGCGCGUGGCCAUGGCGCGCCUGUUCUACCACCGGCCCCAGUUCGCCAUUCUGGACGAGUGCACGUCGGCGGUCAGCGUGGACGUCGAGGGCUCCAUGUACAGCUACUGCCGCAAGAUGGGCAUCACGCUCUUCACCGUGUCCCACCGCAAGUCGCUCUGGGUCCACCAUGAGUACUACCUGCAGAUGGACGGACGCGGCGAGUUCGUCUUCAAGCCCAUCACCGAGGGCACGGACCAGUUUGGCUCGUGAGCCGGGCAGCGGCGGUAGGCGGUAGGCAGCCAGCGCUCGGCCAGGCGCCGGUCAGUCCCCGCCGGACGCUGUCCCUCGGUGGGAAGCAGUCCCGUUCGGGGGCCCCGCCGGCACCAGCCAUAGUCGAGACUGGGCCCGCCCCGGUGUGCGGUCUGUGAUAGACGACGUGCAUAACCCACAGCGCCGCUGAGACGCGACAUCCAGGUCCCCGGCGGCGCUUAGGGGGACUAGUGGGCGGUUAUUUAAUAGCUGUAGCCCUCAUUUUUAGCUCGAGUGGUAUUUUGUAUUCGAAUUAAAUUUUGAUUUAUUGGGGUUAGAACCCCGACUCCCGACAGCCAUAAAUGUUUGUGUGUGAAUGCAUGUGUAGAUAUAUUUCCUCACGCGAGAACCUAGUCUCAACACACAUUUCAACGUCCAAACUGACUUCACUUUACGCUAGGAUUUAGGAUUUAUUUUGUUUCAUUUUGCUCAAUGACCUGGUCCAUUUUAUAUGCACUUUUACAUCCUACCUGUUCAGCGAUGAACUCGUGUUCAUGGUCGGUAGCGUCAGCGCGUCUCAAUGAAUGCUAGCAUCUACUAUGCUAUUAGCACUGAGGGCGGACGCGUGAAUUUCAGACCUCUUGAAUUCGUUAGUUGUACCUGUUCGAAUGAUUGUGUGGUCAGUGGUGUGUGCUAAUGAGCAUACCAGACUGGUACGCAGUGAGUGCCGUUCGGAAGUCACGAAGACUGAUGUGUGAUCGAUUUGACUGCCAACUGGAUACGUGCAAUGGUUGGGUUGUUCGUUAGAAGUAAUUUGACAGUGAGCAUAUGUGAGAGCUUGCGACGUGCGUCUGCGUGCUAUCAUUAUGCCCACUGGUGAUCAGUGGUGGAGGAGCUAUAAAUGCAGCUCCAAUGGAUGCGUCUCGAGCUUUGCGUGGUGCAGAACAGGCGUCGGUUGUCCUGAUUGAGUGGGGCUGGGGGUCGUAGGUAGUUUUUUUUUUUUUUUUGGCCAGAAUCGCAGCUGUGGCAGGAGUGUGCGCUGUUGGGCUAAUUCUGCGCGUGGCGACUUUCUAGCAUCAAAUCGGUGAUGUUUCGCUCUGUUCGGCGUCGUGCUCUUGUCGCGACGCCGGCAGGGUCGCGGUUGUGGCUCGCGUCCGUGCAUCGACGUGUGAUAGGCUCUCAAUGAUUACUCAGUGCACAAUUCUCUUCUCUUGACGCAGGGUUUAUGCCUUAAAUCGGUGGCAGAAGCAGCAGUGCGUAUCUAGAUUGACUUGCUCAGUCCGACCCUGCCACCGAUCAUGGGUGUGAUACGAGUUGCGUCGAGAGAGCAAUACAUACACAUAAGAACC